UGAAUAACAAAGCUGUAGUAACUAAAUCUUCUCACACCACCUCAAGUAAAGAAACAAUAAAGAAAUUUGCACAGAAUUGCUGUAAAUUUGAGAAAUGGUCUCUUUGAAAGGGAAAGCUAAAGAACGUUAUAACUAGUGUGAUCUACGCGAAAUUUUUAUUGAAGAAAAGCGCUUGAUUCGGUCCGAUCCUUCCAACAGCGAAAUGUCUAAAAAGAAGGCUGAAGAGAGCGUCAAAGUCAUCAUAAGAUGUCGGCCAAUGAAUCAAAAAGAAGUUGGCCAAGGUUUUGAAAGGGUGGUUGAAAUGGACUCUAAAAGAGGUCACAUCUCAUUGAAGAAUCCUCAGAAGCUUGGAGAACCGCCAAAGGAGUUCACAUUUGAUGCCAUCUAUGACUGGAACUCAAUCCAGCGUGAUCUUUAUGAGGAAAGUUUUCGUAGUCUGGUUGAAUCUGUACUUGGAGGCUAUAAUGGCACAAUAUUUGCAUAUGGUCAAACAGGCACAGGAAAAACCUACACUAUGGAAGGUGUUCGGUCCGAUCCAGAACUACGUGGUGUUAUUCCAAACUCAUUUGAUCACAUAUUCAAACAUAUUGCCAGAACUCAUGACCAACAAUAUUUGGUCAGAGCUUCAUAUUUGGAAAUUUACCAGGAAGAAAUAAGGGAUUUACUGGCGAAAGAUCAGAAAAAACGUCUGGAGUUGAAAGAACGGCCCGAUACAGGCAUUUAUGUGAAGGAUUUACAAUCAUUUGUUUGCAAAAGUGUGAAGGAAAUCGAACAUGUGAUGAGCGUUGGUAAUCAGAACAGAGCUGUGGGAGCGACCAACAUGAACGAACAUUCUUCAAGAUCACACGCAAUCUUUAUUAUAACUAUCGAAUGCAGCGAGGAAGGACCUGAUGGUGAAUGCCAUAUUCGCGUCGGGAAACUGAAUUUGGUUGACUUGGCUGGCAGUGAAAGACAGGCCAAGACCGGAGCUGCGGGUACACGACUGAAAGAAGCGACAAAGAUCAAUCUUUCGCUGUCUGCUUUGGGAAAUGUCAUUUCGGCUUUGGUUGAUGGCAAGAGCACACACAUUCCAUACCGUGACUCCAAACUCACCCGCUUGUUACAAGAUUCUCUUGGAGGAAACGCCAAAACAGUUAUGGUUGCCAACAUGGGUCCAGCAAGUUACAAUUAUGAGGAGACCUUAACCACACUGAGAUAUGCCAAUCGAGCAAAGAACAUCAAGAACAAGCCCAAAAUUAACGAAGAUCCAAAGGACGCCUUGCUUCGAGAAUUUCAAGAAGAGAUUGCACGGUUAAAGAAUGAACUACAAAAACGUGGGCCAGGCGGAAAGGGGGGUGGUAAAAAACGAGGUGGUGGUGGAACUGGUGGCAGCGGUGGAGAGGGUGAUGAUGACGAUGAUGAAGAAAACGAAGAAGAUAUGAUGAAGAAAGCUCAAAAUCAGCUGGAAGAAGAGAAGAAAGCUUUGUUAGAAAACCACAGCUUAAUGGCAGAGGAAAGAGAAAAAUUGAUGAACCAAAUUCAGAAGAAAUCAGAACAGCUCAAGAAACGACAAGAUGAGCAAGCCGCUCUGAACGCUAAGAUAAAGAUGAUGGAAAGCAAACUACUCGUUGGCGGGAAAAGUAUUGUUGACAAAACAAGCGAACAAGAAAGAGCAUUAGAGGAACGAAGAAGAGAAUUGGCUGAGCAGCGGGCUCGAGAACGAGAAAUGCUGCAGCAAUUGGAGGAGAAAGAUGGCGAAUCAUUGCAAAUGAACAAAACACAUUCAUCACUGCAAGAAGAAGUCGAUAUUAAAACCAAGAAAUUAAAGAAGGUCUAUGGCAAACUACAGCAAGUCAAAGCAGAGAUCACUGACCUGCAAGAGGAAUACGUCACACAACGACAACAACUUGAACAGCAACAAGAAGACCUCGACCGGGAUUUAAAAUUCAAAUUGCUACUUCUGGAGAACUUCAUGCCCCCGGAGGAGCGGGAAAAGAUAUCCAAGAGAUGCAUUUAUGACGAGGAGAAUGACCAAUGGAAAUUAAAACCAAUCGCAGAGAAUAAAACGGAAACAAUGACCAAGAGGCCUGUAUCUGCGAUCGGAAAUCGCCGAGCGAUCUCGGAAUACGCUCGUGUGGCGGCAGCACUUGGUGGUAACCCGCGUUAUAAGGCGGAGAACAUAAUUCAGAUCGAACUAGACCUGCCAAACAGGACAACGAAGGAUUACGAGGGACCUGCGGUAGCACCCAGGGUGCAAGCAGCGUUAGAUGCAGCUCUUCAAGAUGAGGAGGACAUCACGUUAGAUGCUAAUGCGCUUCUCAGUAGGACAAAUGUAAAAUCGAAACGAAAAGACAAACAAAAAACGAGGAGCAGAAGCAAGAGACCCGAGACGGUAGAUUCUCCAGAGUCUUCUCAGAGCGAGAUGUUUCCUAAAGCUCGUGGGCUGGUAUCGAAACAACAGCGAUACUAAACAGAUACGAAUUUUAAUUAUUUAUUUAAAUCAGAAUUAUAAUGUACAGUUUAUAAUUACUUCCAAGAUCUUAAUUUAUUGCCCUAUUGAAAAUAGUGUUUUAUAAAAGGUAUUAAUAAGGAAUUCAGGACUGCUAGCACAAUGCUUGUUAAACUGUUUGAAUUGAAACUGGUGCGGCGUUAUGUUCUAAUUAAA
Dendronephthya gigantea is the source of this 2644-nucleotide messenger RNA. Its product is annotated as kinesin-II 95 kDa subunit-like. The transcript is spliced from 27 exons. Lineage: Eukaryota; Metazoa; Cnidaria; Anthozoa; Malacalcyonacea; Nephtheidae. Gene Ontology annotation, biological process: microtubule-based movement. The record is from RefSeq and is a predicted model, not a curated record. Bases 203 to 2449 code for a protein of 748 amino acids. Gene Ontology annotation, molecular function: ATP binding; microtubule binding; microtubule motor activity.